AUGCAGCCAAAGAGUAGUGGGAGCGUUAACGAUGGUUCGCUAGCCUCCUCCCAGCGUCUCACUUCUCAAUCGACCCCGUCUCAACCCAGGGUGCCCCAGCCCUCAGACUUUAAGUUCGGUAAGGAGAUUGGUCAUGGUUCCUUCUCCACUGUGUACGUUGUCAAGGAAAUCGCCACUCAACGCGAAUUUGCUAUCAAGGUGGUCAGCAAGAAACAGGUUACCGCCAACAAGUCUGUCAAGCUCGCUGUCUUUAUGGAGCGAGAGGUGCUGCGUCGCACUAGUCAUCCUCUUAUCGUUCGCCUGAUGUACACCUUUCAAGACCCCUCUCGUCUCUACUACGUCCUGCAGUACGCUCAACGGGGUCAUCUCCUAGAUUACCUCCAAAAACUUACGUCUUUCAAUAAGCAAGGCACUCAGUUCUACGCUUCGGAGCUAUUGCUGGCUCUUCGCUACCUGCAUUCCCACUCUAUCGUCCACCGGGACGUAAAACCCGAAAACAUUCUCCUCACACUCGAUAUGCACAUCAAACUUGCAGAUUUCGGUUCUGCUAUCAUCCUUAACGACUCUUCCGUUGAGGCGCCCGUCUUCACCGGUACUCCGGAGUAUGUCAGUCCUGAAAUGCUUCAGUUCUGUACGCCCCUAUCUAUCACCUCUUCUUCGUCCUCCGACUCCUCAACUUCUGAGGAUGAGUUCCGAGAUAGGAGGGGUAAAUCUGAUGCUGCCUCCUCAAAUCUCGCUGACUCAUCUUCCUCUGAUCUCUCCUAUUUAAUGGAUUACUGGGCUCUAGGCUGUGUUGUCUACCAAAUGCUUUCCGGACGCCUCCCCUUCCGUGCUGACAAAUUUGGGCACCAGUUUGAUGUGUUUCAGAAGGUUCAUACUCUUAAUUAUACCUUUCCUGAGAGAUUUGAUGAAAAGGCAAAGGACCUUGUGCAACGCCUCCUUGUCCUCUCCCCCUGUGAAAGGCUAGGCAGCCCAGCUACGGGUGGUCCAGACGCCCUUCUCUCACACUCAUUCUUCUCUGGUGUCGAUUGGGAGGGUAUAAUCGACAGUGAGCCGCCCACUCUAAUUCCCAACCUGGAGCCAUUAGAGCACAAUGAUUGGGAUAAAGUACCUGCGGGUUAUACUGCUAGUCAAAAAUAUUUUCUCUCGCUGGAGCUUGCUCUAGCUACCAGUCAGAUUACAGAGCUACAGCGCGAAGAGUUGUUGAAGAAACAGGCUACAGAAAAUGCCUUCCAUCGUUUCGUGAAAGGACGUCUCAUCGUAAAACAAGGCAUCUUAUACAAACGUCGGGGUCUGUUUGCUAGAAAGCGGAUGUUCCUUCUUACUGAAGGGCCCCACCUCUUCUAUGUUGAUCCUGAGGCCAUGGUGCUUAAGGGGGAGGUGCCUUGGAGUAAUUUUUUGCGAGUCGAAUGCCGAAGUAGCAAGAUAUUUUCCAUCAUUGUGCCCAAUCGAAUCUACUAUUUAGAGGACCCCUCCGGUCAUUCAGGCGAUUGGCUGAACAAGCUUCGUCAGGUGAAAGCUCUCUACUACUCGGAUCCCAUAGAUUGA
Hydatigera taeniaeformis is the source of this 1548-nucleotide messenger RNA. NCBI's taxonomy places the organism in Eukaryota, Metazoa, Platyhelminthes, Cestoda, Cyclophyllidea, Taeniidae. The record is from the annotation of a GenBank genome assembly.